AACACGUGAGACCGGAAGUGGCUGGGCUGCACGCGGUCUCCUCCAGAGGAGAAGCGAGAAGGCGCGCUCGCCAUGGGGAAGACCGGCAGGACUAAAAAUCAAAAGAAAGAGCGUGCAGCAGCCCAGCAUCGAGCUCAGGAGGAAUAUGGCUCUGUGCCCCACUCCUUUGUUUUUCACCGUGGUCAGGUGGGAAAGAACCUGCAGCAGCUUGUAUUGGAUGUUCGGAAGGUGAUGCUCCCCUACACUGCUACCAGCCUAAAGGUGCGGAAGAAAAACUCUCUCAAAGAUUUUGUGACGAUAGCAGGACCCCUGGGAAUCACUCAUUUCCUAGUAUUCACAAAAACUCCCUCCACUAUCAAUCUUAAACUCUGCCGUCUUCCUGGAGGACCAACCCUGACCUUCAGAGUCACUCAGUAUUCACUCAUCAAAGACGUCGUGUCGUCUCUGAAGCGUCACCGGAUGCAUGAGCAACAGUUCACCCACCACCCUCUCCUGAUCCUCAAUAAUUUUGGCAUUCAGGGCAUGCAUAUCAAGAUCAUGUCCACCAUGUUCCAAAACAUGUUCCCAUCCAUCAAUGUCCACAGGGUAAACCUUAAUUCCAUAAAACGUUGUGUGCUGAUCAACUACAAUUCAGACAGCCAGACUCUUGAAUUCCGUCACUACAGUCUGAAAGUGGUGCCGGUGGGAAUGAGUAAAGGGCUGAAGAAGCUCCUGCAGGAGAAAUUUCCCAACCUGAACCGCUUGCAGGACAUCAGUGAACUUUUGGCCAGAGAUAUCAACCUUUCGGAGAGUGAAGCUGAACAAGAUGGCAGCCACAACAUCACAGAACUGCCUCAAGCCUAUGCUGGACGUGGGAACAUGAAGGCUCAGCAGAGUGCAGUCCGCCUCACUGAGAUUGGUCCUCGAAUGGUACUACAGCUCAUCAAGGUAGAAGAAGGUUUGAGCCAGGGCAGUGUCCUCUAUCAUAGCUUCAUUCACAAGACUGAGGAAGAAAUCCAAGAAACUUUGGCCAGGAAAGAAAAAAAACUACAGCUCAAGGCUGAGCGACGGCGGAAGCAGGAGACAGAUGUGGCACACAAGCAGGAGCAGAAGGAGGCUCACAGGAAGAAGAGCCUGGAAGGGAUAAAGAAGAAGAAGAAGCAAGCGGAAGGAGGUGACAGCGACGCAGAGGAUCCUGGGAUGCAAGAAGGUCAGAAUGCCGAGGAAGCAUCAGAUGAUGACAUGGAAUAUUACCGACAGGAAGUGGGAGAAGAGCCUGAUGAAGAUCUGUUCCCACAAAGUGCUAAGAGGAAACGGGCCAACCAGUCUACCCCAGCCAGAAAAAGACGGAAACACUCCCCCUCUGAACGUGGCAAAAGCCCAACCCCUUCGGGAACUACCUCCAGGUUGAAUCAGAGGAAGAAAACUCCAUGGCUUGGGCGGCAGCAGCAGCAGCGAGACAAGCGGAAUAAGGGGGGCCCAAGGCAGCGGCAGAGGGACACAAGGGGGCAGCACGGAGGGUCCCAGAGUCCCAAGCACAAGGGGCAGCACAGAAGUAAACAGCAGGCACGGGGCUCCUCAAGGCCUUUGGGAGGCCGAUGGCAGGGCAAGGCAGGACUGGGAAGGAAGCUGGUGCAGAAGGGGAAAGGAGGCUUCCGGAAGCCGGGACAUUCAGGGAAGAAAAGACAAACAUCGUAACCGGGCUCUCUUUCGCUUGGCCCUUUAUACAUGUUAGCUGUCCAGGAAUACACAUGCACUCUAGAAUAAAUAGCUGUCUGCCUUGGUAAUAUGGGUCAGACUGUGUGUAUAUAAGAUUGGCUAAUCCAGUUAAUAGAUAUUCAAUUACAUUUGUUUAUAUAAAUAAAAAUGUAAUGUUCGUUUGUGAUACCA
Molecule: messenger RNA, 1869 nt
Organism: Anolis sagrei ordinatus
Lineage: Eukaryota; Metazoa; Chordata; Lepidosauria; Squamata; Anolidae
Gene: PPAN
Product: peter pan homolog
Biological process (GO): rRNA processing; ribosomal large subunit assembly
Cellular component (GO): preribosome, large subunit precursor
Molecular function (GO): rRNA binding
Source: RefSeq, a predicted model, not a curated record